Molecule: messenger RNA, 669 nt
Organism: Baudoinia panamericana UAMH 10762
Lineage: Eukaryota; Fungi; Ascomycota; Dothideomycetes; Mycosphaerellales; Teratosphaeriaceae
Exons: 1
Coding region: 263-547 (94 amino acids)
Source: RefSeq, a predicted model, not a curated record
UAACAUAAUAUGCAUCAAUCACAGUAGGCCAGCUACCCUUCCCUGCAUCUGGUACCUUUGGGCCAUAAUGUUUGAACUGGUUAAUAUAGAAAUCGUACAGAGACCGGGCGUGCUGGUACUGCAUUGCUGGAGCCAUCUUACCACGCGAUCCUUUGAUGGUACGCAGAGCACUAGGGGAUGUCUAUGCGGGAUGCCUGAUCAGAGGAGUAGGCAGCCAUGUCCGCAUAUAACCAUCUGGCAUUGGUGACGUGUUUUGCAGCGAAUGCGUCAAAUGAGUGCCGUGGUGCCCGGGCAGAUUGACAGACCAUGGCACUCGUUAGACAUCUUUUGCAGUGUCUCCCUUGACGCUGCGAAGGCUGUCCAGGGCGGUAGGCUCGAACAUCAUGACAGGAUGCUCCUUUGCGAAGAAGAUCUUGUUCUGCUCCUCCGCCGCCCGGACGUCCUUGUCAUCGAAACACCUCUGCAGCACAUCCUUUACCUUCUUGCAUUUAUCCGCCGUCCAGUCGGCAGAGCGCGGCUUUUCGUGAAGCCGCAGCUUGUCGUGUAACAGUGCGUAUAAGGGGUUAAAGUAGUAGCCACCGAAUUGACUUAAAGUCAUAUUUGGUUGAUCCGAAAGGUUUAAGAAUGCGUUUGAAAAGGUUGGAUGCUGUCCGUGGGCAUGUGAGUAGG